Molecule: messenger RNA, 1410 nt
Organism: Theileria orientalis strain Shintoku
Lineage: Eukaryota; Apicomplexa; Aconoidasida; Piroplasmida; Theileriidae
Exons: 7
Coding region: 1-1410 (469 amino acids)
Source: RefSeq, a predicted model, not a curated record
AUGAGUACCAACAAACUUGGAAUCCUAAGUAGAAUGCCCUGGAAUAGGUAUUCCUUUGUUAAAAAAACAACUUCUAAUGAUGGCAUGGUGCCAAAUGACUUAAAACAAGUUUUGUUUAAAGAUGUCCUUAACUACAGUUCCAGUGAUGUUUUAAAGCUAGUCAGCUUAAUAGGGAAAUGCUCAUGUGACUCUAGCUUAAUAUAUAAAACGGAUUGGAGUAACAUAUACGGAUUAAUUUAUAAAUCCAUUAGUAACUCUACACACAUUUGGAGAUUUAACAGCCUUGUUAAGCUCAUACAAAACGCCUCGUAUUUGUGUGAUAACUUAGUUAGAAAACAUAGGGAUACUUCGUUUUUAAAUGACACAAUCAGGACAGUUACUGAAAGACUAGGUAAAAGUAUAAACCAAGUUGGCGACAAGGAUAUAUCCAAACUCAUUUACUCAUGCUCCAAGGGAGAUUUUUUAGGAAAUUCGCUAAUAUCAAAGUCAUUUUUAUUACUAUUAGAGAAUGAAAUCAUUCAGAGACUAAAUCGUUUUGAAGCAAUAGAUUUACUUAAGAUACUACACUCAACAAAUAGCAUAAGGAAACACAAUGAAACAGUAUUCGAAAAGGAUUUCAUAUCAUGCAUUUGUAAUAAAAUACUGGAAAAGAUAUCAAAGAUCGGAUCAAUAGAUAUAAGUAACCUAAUCUGUUUUCUGCAUAACAAUAACUUGUUGAACAAGCAUAAUAAAGCAACAAUCAACAAUAACAUUAACAAAAGGCUAUAUGGAAUCAAAGACAAAGAUUUAUUGCUGUCAACAUCGCUGAGCUUAGUAAUGUACAAUAUUAUCAAUCUGAAAAAUAUGGAACUAAUAAUAAAACUGUUAAAACUACAUGAAUUACAGGCUGAGGACAUAAUAAUAUGUAAACUAAUGAUAUAUUACCUUAAAUACAACACCAAGGUUUACGAGGAGCUGAGUGGCGCAGAUAAAAGUUACCUAGAUGCAGUCUUAUCUACAUUCGUAAAUGGAAUUUCGUACGGGUUGUUUAACCGUAUGUACAGCCACAUUGGCACGUCUGCCAGUGGCGACAUUUUAAACGUCAAUAGUGAGGUGUGUAGGCUCUUGCGAAUGCUCAACUACCGCUUUAUCCCCUAUUUGCACGGCCCGUACUUGUUAAGUUUCUACGAUCCCUUCAACAGAGUUGCCAUUCUUACCAGCAGCGCCUCUACCGAUGCCACCACUGCCAUCAAUGGAACCUCCAACGAGUGGCUGCGUAGGAACUUAACUUAUUUAAACGAGAACAUGAAACUGCACCUGAGAUCUGAAGGGCUAAAACUCGUCGAACUGCAGUCAGACUUCUUCGCCCUAAGCGUCUAUAGACAGAUCCACCGCCUGAUCUCCUCUAUCAAUGUACUAUACACAUACUGA